GGGGCAUCUUUUGUUUCAGCCUUGCGAGCUCCUUCAGUCAAAAGGUCCAUCAUCCGCUCGACAGUUUGCCGACGUUGGCGUGUCAGUGGUAGUGGAGCACGUGGAUUUCCGCGGGCCCAGCUGCUGGCGCCGCCCGAUGUCGCUAAGCAGCCCAUGCAGCUCUCGAGGUAACGGACAGCGGUGGAGGCAGGUUGGAGUAAGUACGGAGGCAGGGGGCAACAGCCCCCAGAUAGCAUAUUCACGGAAAAAAAGAAGGAGGAGAUGGCCGAGGUUCUAGCAAAACAGUCUCGUCGCCAGUUCCAGGAGCUGGAGGACGAGAUGAAAGAACUCCUCCUCACAGCGCGACAGCAGGAAGCCUCGAACACUGUUGAGGCACGGGCAGAGGGCGCGGGCCGACCAGCGCGCGACCCGUGGAAGUCACAGGAUCCAUGGGGUCGGCAGGAGCCCGACGAGCAGCCAACGAUACCGAGGGGGCCUACCAGCUCGUGGGGAGCUGACGGCGGGUCUGGGUGGCAGCGCUCCGAGGACGGGAAGAGCCAGGACCCAGACAAAGCAGAUGACCAGUGGCGGUCUUCAUCGCCGAAUUGGUGGUUUGCGAACGGUUGGUCGUCUUCGUGGGAUCGGUCUUCGUGGUCCAAGGCAGACUAUAGACUUGGGCGUGUGGAUGGAUUGGGGAGGCUUUCGCAUAUGGAGACGGAAGAUCAAGAAAUGGCUUUCCACGACCGAUGUUCCGAUAUCUAAACGGGCAGAUCGUCUCCUUGGAUCGCUGGACAUUGAUCUUCAGAGGAAGAUGGACGACAUCAGCGAUUCAGUUCUACUCUGCAGCGAUGGUCCAGAGAUCAUUCUAAAGCGCUUGGACACCAUACGUGGCAAGCGCAUCGACGAAUAUCGACGAUGGGGGCCGCCGAGCAGCUGUAUAAUGCCUCUUCGGGCGCCGGCGUCGCCAGGGAGAGACGCUCUCGAUGUACGCCGCCAGGAUGGAGAUGCAGUUUGAUCAGUUGCGUGCUCGGGGAUUACCUUUUCCUGACAAGUGGAUGCAUCUCUUCAUGGAGGAAGGCGUAGGAUUAGACGACAGCGGCAAACAGAUGCUGGGUGUCUUGGCGAGAGGAUGGGGCAAACACAAGGAUCUCCCAAGUGCCAUUCGCGAGCUCGACCUCUCCAAGACGGAGUCUCUCUCUUCCGCUGGCCGGGCGCCCAAGAGCCACGCCGUGGAGGCGACCGAGGAGAGCCAGCAUGCACUCCUCGAGGACGACGAGGCGUCCGACACCUCCCUGGACACCGAGAUGGAGAAUGAGAUCUCGAUGAGCAUCGACGCCGCAGACAUCGGCGAGGAGGAGGCCCCGACAGUUCUUCUCGAAAUCGCCGGCGAGAGGAGGAAGACCUGGAAGGAAAACAAGGACCAGAAGAGGCCAGCCAAGGUCAACAGGCGCUUCAUCCUCCUCCGCCUGCCGCAUCGACCUCGCAGCGCCCAGAGAGGCCUCGCAGCGCCGAGAGAGGCGCUCAGGCAGGUGUCUUCAAGGCGACUGAGGCGGGGAGAUCAUUAUGGACACCGUCGCCGCCCAGGGCCUCAUCGGCCCGGAGUCGCUGCGACGCUGGGAGCAGCGGCUCGAUUCGCUCGUUUCCAGAGUUCUGAGAGCGAAAAGCAGCAGCGCGUCAGCCAGAAGGGUAGGGGGCAACAUUCCCGUUUUUGUUUCCAAGUCUUUUGGUGCCCAUGGACCUCGAGGGAUGCCUUGGGGCGAUGGAAAUAGAUCUCGUUGAGCAGGAGCCCCCUGCCCUCAUGCCAGUAGGACUGCAGGACAUGUUAGACGCAAUCAUCGAUUUGCCACGGGAUAAUGUGCAGUUUUCGAGUCUGGGUGCGCAGGCGCCUUUCUAGGGAAACUGUCCAGCGGCCACGGAGUCGCGAGCGUCGACGAGCUAGGGCCCCCUGGCGAUUUUUCACAUUCCGGAGGCCAUUGCCUCUAAGCGCGGUCUCCAGCCCGGAGCUCUCAGUCUCU
Messenger RNA from Prorocentrum cordatum, 1994 nucleotides. The record is from the annotation of a GenBank genome assembly. NCBI's taxonomy places the organism in Eukaryota, Dinophyceae, Prorocentrales, Prorocentraceae.